CUGUCGUCAUCUGAACUUUAAUUUUCUUUUGCAGUAGACACUUUUCUUCAUGAGCACUCCUUUCAUUUUGUCACAGUCCUUCACCUUUUAAAUAACCAAACAAAUGCAAAUAUGACUUCAUUAUACCACCAUACCACAUUAUACACUGCUUCAUUAAAAAAGAAAGUGAAAAAUAAGAUCAUCAAACAAAAAGAAGCAGAAUGGGUGAUUGGGGGCCUGUUUUCGUGGCGGUGGUGUUGUUCAUAUUACUAACACCAGGGCUUCUUGUACAGAUUCCUGGUCGCAGCAGGGUGGUUGAGUUUAGUAGCUUCAACACGAGCGGUCCUUCCAUACUGGUUCAUUCGCUCAUCUUUUUCACUUUGAUCAGCAUCUUAUUGCUAGCUGCUGGUGUUCAUGUCUACAUAGGCCCGGUAACCGGGAAGAAUAGAAGAGAGAUAAUGGCAGAUUGGGCACCAGUACUAGUAGGAGUAGUACUAUUCGUGUUAUUGUCACCGGGAUUACUGUUUCAGUUACCGGGUUACAACCGAUCUGUUGAGUUCGGAGGUAUGAAGACUAACGGCAAAGCCAUCUUUAUUCAUACUCUUAUUUUCUUUGCUCUUUAUACUAUUUUCAUCCUCGCCGUUCGUAUUCACAUUUAUACUGGCUGAUCUAACGCUUCUUAAUCUUCAUUUUGCUUUGAUGUUCAAAUAAUUUUUGAAUUUGUAUUUUGGGUUUGUAAUUUCCUAAUUGGACUCAUGAAAGGUAAUUGCUCUUUUAUUUUCUUGUCAAAUUAAAAUUAGUUUGUAGAAUUAUUACCCCAAAAAAAAAAAAAAAAAAAAAAAAAGAAGAAGAAAAGCAAAUGGGUAAAGAUUGGGUUCUUUUUUAGCA
Molecule: messenger RNA, 867 nt
Organism: Chenopodium quinoa (quinoa)
Lineage: Eukaryota; Viridiplantae; Streptophyta; Magnoliopsida; Caryophyllales; Amaranthaceae
Exons: 2
Coding region: 201-647 (148 amino acids)
Source: RefSeq, a predicted model, not a curated record